Molecule: messenger RNA, 1059 nt
Organism: Aspergillus costaricaensis CBS 115574
Lineage: Eukaryota; Fungi; Ascomycota; Eurotiomycetes; Eurotiales; Aspergillaceae
Product: terpene synthase family protein
Exons: 7
Coding region: 1-1059 (352 amino acids)
Source: RefSeq, a predicted model, not a curated record
AUGAAGAAGAACCCUCCAACACAGGACGUUAUUCUUCAACGGUUACAUGGCCAUACGUGCUUCAUACCGGAUCUUCGGUCUCUGAUAAGGAAUGAACCCGGGGUCAAAAACAGCAACCAUACUUUAUUAGCACUAUGUGUUAAUGACUAUAUAGAUACUCUCUUGCCCGGAGAUCCAGCCAAGGCACGCAAAGUGAAAGCUUCUGAUUUCCCACUAUUAGCCUGUCUUUGGUGGCCACAUACAUCAUUCAGAAAGCUGCGUGUCUUGGCAUUUCUAGUUGUAUGGCUGAUUGUCUGGGACGACGAACUGGAUGGGGCAUCCCAGUUGACGGCGUACAACCUGAAUAUGGGUCAGCAGUUUCGGGACGAGACGCGUCAGUAUAUCGGUAGCAGUCUGGAAUUGAAUUCGGAACAAUCUGAUCAUAUUACCGACAAUACCAUUAUUUGCGGGUUUAGUCCAAUAGCAGAUUUCAUCCGAGAAGAGUAUGACGAAGAACAUAGGCUCACAUUGGCAGAAGAGAUCAUGUUUGUCAUCGACAUGUCCAAGGUUGAACAGGAAAAUCGUCUUGGAACCGAUAUACCGUCAACCGACCAAUACCUGGCGUAUCGGCUCGGAACAAACUUGAUGGGGGUGAUAUGCGCUGCAACAGAGCUCUCCACGCACCUGCGAAUCCCUCGAUCAAUGACACGUAGUCCGUUGGUGAAGGAUAUCUGGCACGAGACGAACCUUAUUAUCGCUGUCACCAAUGAUAUCCUGUCCCUCAAGAAGGAGAUUCAUAAAGGAGAAGUAUACAGCCUGAUACCUAUUCUCCUCAACCAGGCGAAAUCACCGCAAACCGCCAUCGACAUCUCAAUCCAGAUUCUCAAGGAUUCAUUUGCGGACUUGGACCGCAUUGAAGCUGAUAUUGUGGCAAGGUCUGAUCAAAUGCCUUUGAAAUUCUUAAUCGAAUCAUGCCGCCACUACUGCGCGGGCUUCAUUGAGUGGAGUCUUGUUACUCCACGAUAUAUGCUCUCCUCUCUCCCCAUAGAUCAGACAGGGGCUAUGAUCUUGAUGUUUUAG